This is a messenger RNA of Daphnia magna, 2269 nucleotides long. RefSeq names its product mediator of RNA polymerase II transcription subunit 21. Gene Ontology annotation, molecular function: NAD binding; transcription coregulator activity; ADP-ribose diphosphatase activity. Gene Ontology annotation, cellular component: mediator complex. NCBI's taxonomy places the organism in Eukaryota, Metazoa, Arthropoda, Branchiopoda, Diplostraca, Daphniidae. The record is from RefSeq and is a predicted model, not a curated record. The transcript has 4 exons. Gene Ontology annotation, biological process: regulation of transcription by RNA polymerase II. Bases 178 to 594 code for a protein of 138 amino acids.
AUCUCCAACCAAUAGAGAAGAAUCCCAGUGCAAGAUAUGGCUGUUCUGACAUCUAUUUUGUAGCAUAUCUCAGACCUGUUGAAGGAACGGAAAUCAAAAUAUGCCAUCGUGAGCUCAAAAGUGCCUGUUGGAUGCCGGUGGCGUCGGCAUAGACGAUUUCGUAAAGUUCCGUCAACAAUGGCUGAUCGUUUGACACAGCUUCAAGACGCGAUUAAUGCGCAAGCAGAUAAUUUUUGCAAUGCUAUCGGUAUCUUACAACAAACCGCCCCACCGGCUACUUUCCCGGGCUUCGAUCGCGCAGGCAAUCGAACCCCUCAACAACAACAAGAAGACCACGCUUCCCUUUUUGCCACGCUAAUUGCUCGCUGUGCAAAAGACAUUGAUGUCCUUAUCGACUCGUUACCCAGCGAAGACUCAACCACAGAGCUUCAAAUCGCAAGUCUCAGAAGAUUGGAGGAAGGCAACGAGGAUGCUGCUGCACGACUGAGGGAGGUUGUGAGUGAGGGAGAGCUAAUGCUAGAGAAGAUCCAGAAUGCCCUACAUGACAUUGCACAGACCCAACUAGCAAUGCAGAGUACAAGCCCAAGCACGUAACUGAUAAUUUCUUUAUUCCUUGUAUCCUAAUUUUGAUAAUGAAAGAAAGGAGUGAAACAAAAUAAGUUCCUUACAAGAUUUAGCAUUUCACGACUACCUAAGUUUAAGGCUCUUGAAAUAUUCAGUGUAAAAUUCUUAAACAUGUUACACACAGGUGAGGGAAGUCAUUUCAGGAAGGAAGGAAGAUGGGGUGACAGAUUGUAAAAAGAGACUCUUGAAAAGGAUUCCAAACUUUAUUUACUUUUUUUGUCUUCAUUCUGAAGAAGAAGAAGAAAAAAGAAAAGUUUUUUUUUCCUUCUUAAAAUGGAGAAGAUGGGGGGAGUUGUCUGUUGAAGAAAGAACACGCAGACCAUUUGUUUAGGAAUGGCGUGCAACAAAAAAAAAAGACGAAACGAGAGGGGGGAGCGGGAGAAAGAAAAACGAUAGAAUGUUGUUUAGCUUUUAAAAGAAAGAGAGAAAAAAAAAUCUCCCGUGUGUAUAAAUAUGGUGCUGCCAUCUUCACGAUCCCUUUCGGCAAUCUCUUAACUCCAUUCCAGUCGUCGUAAGAUGAAAGGGGUUGGCAAUGAAGGGGGGGGGUAAUACAGAGAAGAAGAAGAAGAAAAAAGAGUGGGUGGCGUGAAGUCACCCCACUUCCUUUUUUUUUCUUCUCCCCACCAUUUUAACCCUUUACCAACGCAACAACGAAAGCAUCAGUUGAAUAUCGGGAAACAUUAUUUUUUUUUCUUACCUUUCGGGAAUAGACAAAAUCUAGAUUUUUUUCCACUCCCUUUUUUCCGUCGGCAAUCGAAAUCAUUUGACCAACUGUUACGGAAAAAAAAAAAUCUGAAUAUCAUUUUAAAGAAUUUAUUAUUAUUGUAAAAAUCCAGCAGUCUUAUUAUUUGUUGGAAGAGUUGAAGCGCCGCAUACCGCUCCGGGGCCAUCCAGCAGCAACUGUCUGCAUCCCUCCUUUUAUUCUUUCUUAAAAAAAAAAAAAAAAAAUGUUUUAGUGUAUUUAUUUAUUUAUUUUUUUUUUAUUUUAAAGAAAACAAAAAAUAAUAAAAGGAAAGGAUAGAAAGGGGGGAGUGCUGCUCUAAGCUCGCAAAGGUUCCUCACUACUUUUUUUUUUCUACUCUCUUAAACGAGUUCUUCGGGCUGUGUGCAACGUCUGGUUCCCCCCUUCCACCCAACCCCUCCUCCUCCCCCCACUGAGAUUCUUAACACAUACGAGACUUUUAUGUUAAUUCUGUUCCUCUUUUCUUUUUCUUUUUUUUUUUCUUCUUCUCGUCUUCCCGAUAUUUUCUUAUAACAUUUUCGACCGAAAUAAUAAAUACUCCAGUGUCUGCGUCUGCUGUUGUGUUGGUUAUCAAAAAAGCCAGUCGAGGAGGUUUUAUUUUAUUCCGGACGUGAAUUUUCGGGAACCCGGUUGCGCUUCGGCUGUAAAAAAUAAAACCACUUCCUGGAACUAUACAGAGCCCUCCCUUUUUUUUUUUUUAUUUAAGUAAUCUCGUUUUUUCUUUCCCUCAUUCUUUUCUUUUUAAUUUAUUUAUUUUCUUCAUUAGUUUUUUAAAAAAUUCCCUCCUGAUUGAUUAUUGUUUUCCGAUUUUUUUGCGCACGCGUUUGUUGAUAUUCGUGUUGGUUCUAGUUCUACACGCGUCUACGCUUUAUUACUAUUUAAAAUAAAGCAAAGUACAUUGUA